Molecule: messenger RNA, 5028 nt
Organism: Condylura cristata (star-nosed mole)
Lineage: Eukaryota; Metazoa; Chordata; Mammalia; Eulipotyphla; Talpidae
Gene: KCNS2
Product: potassium voltage-gated channel, modifier subfamily S, member 2
Exons: 2
Coding region: 200-1633 (477 amino acids)
Biological process (GO): regulation of delayed rectifier potassium channel activity; potassium ion transmembrane transport; protein homooligomerization
Cellular component (GO): membrane; voltage-gated potassium channel complex
Molecular function (GO): protein binding; voltage-gated potassium channel activity
Source: RefSeq, a predicted model, not a curated record
CCCGCCCGCGGGCCCGCCGGGCACACACACAGGCGCACACACACUCGCACCCGCGCGCACACGCACAGCCAGCCGGCAGCGGCAGCUGCCGCGAUGCUCGCCAGCAGGUCGGGGAAGUUUCCCGCCGGCCUUGGCCGCGGGUCCCGGUGCUCUCAGGUGUAGCGCCCCCGCGCGGCCAGGGCGGCUGGCCGUCUCCAACAUGACCGGCCAGAGCCUGUGGGACUUGUCGGAGGCCAACGUCGAGGAUGGAGAGAUCCGCAUCAACGUAGGUGGCUUCAAGAGGCGGCUGCGUUCGCAUACGCUGCUGCGCUUCCCUGAGACACGUUUGGGCCGCCUGCUGCUCUGCCACUCGCGCGAGGCCAUUCUGGAGCUCUGCGAUGACUAUGACGAUGUCCAACGUGAGUUCUACUUUGACCGCAACCCUGAGCUCUUCCCAUAUGUGCUGCAUUUCUACCACACCGGCAAGCUACAUGUCAUGGCUGAGCUGUGUGUCUUCUCCUUCAGCCAGGAGAUAGAGUACUGGGGCAUCAAUGAGUUCUUCAUCGACUCUUGCUGCAGCUACAGCUACCAUGGCCGCAAAGUGGAGCCUGAACAGGAGAAGUGGGACGAACAGAGCGAUCAGGAGAGCACCACGUCCUCCUUUGAUGAAAUACUAGCCUUCUACAACGAUGCAUCCAAGUUUGAUGGCCAGCCCCUGGGCAACUUCCGCAGGCAGCUGUGGUUGGCACUGGACAACCCGGGCUACUCAGUCCUGAGCAGGGUCUUCAGCGUCCUGUCCAUCCUGGUAGUUUUGGGGUCCAUCAUCACCAUGUGCCUCAAUAGCCUGCCAGAUUUCCAAAUCCCUGACAGCCAGGGCAAUCAUGGUGAGGACCCUCGAUUUGAAAUUGUAGAGCACUUUGGCAUUGCCUGGUUCACAUUUGAAUUGGUGGCCAGGUUUGCUGUGGCCCCUGACUUCCUCAAGUUUUUCAAGAAUGCCCUUAACUUUAUUGACCUUAUGUCCAUUGUCCCCUUUUACAUCACCCUUGUGGUGAACUUGGUGGUGGAGAGCACACCUACUUUGGCCAACUUGGGCAGGGUGGCCCAGGUCCUGAGGCUGAUGCGAAUUUUCCGUAUCUUGAAACUAGCCAGACACUCCACUGGUCUCCGCUCCCUAGGGGCCACCUUGAAAUACAGCUACAAAGAAGUAGGGCUACUCUUACUCUACCUCUCUGUGGGCAUUUCCAUCUUCUCUGUAGUGGCCUACACCAUCGAAAAGGAAGAGAACGAGGGCCUGGCAACCAUCCCUGCUUGCUGGUGGUGGGCUACUGUCAGUAUGACCACUGUGGGGUAUGGAGAUGUGGUCCCAGGGACCACUGCAGGGAAGCUGACUGCCUCUGCCUGCAUUCUGGCAGGUAUCCUGGUGGUGGUACUACCCAUUACCUUGAUCUUCAAUAAGUUCUCCCACUUUUAUCGGCGCCAAAAGCAACUCGAGAGUGCCAUGCGUAGCUGUGACUUUGGAGAUGGGAUGAAGGAGGUCCCUUCUGUCAAUUUAAGGGACUAUUAUGCCCAUAAAGUUAAAUCUCUCAUGGCAAGUCUGACAAACAUGAGCAGGAGCUCACCAAGUGAACUAAGUUUAAAUGAUUCCCUACAUUAGUCAGGAGGACUUGUCAUCCUCAGAUGCAUAUUAUCGAGCUGCCUCACGUGCCUCUGGCACAGUCUUGGCACCUUAGGGUUAUGGCAGGAGUACGCCCAGCCCCAAAGGAGAGCGAUGCAUGGGCUGUGCGCGCCAGGUUGCUUCUGCAGUAUUUAGAAUCAUAUUUAGAGGGUGGUGUGCAAGACACCAUGCCUUUGUACCUUUCAACAAAAUGACACUCACAGGUCUUUGCAUCAUGGGCAUAUAACCUUCACCUUUCUGCCUGAUGAGUACCUAGAAUGCUAAUUUUUCUGUUCAUUGUGUACUCUAUUCUAGUGCUCGUGGUCCAGUACUGUCUGUGAGUUGUUUGUGCUCCUGUUUCUGGAGUUAUGUGAGUUCUGUACAAAGACCUCCCCCUCCCCCAAAUACAUGUUUGUCUAGUGGGAACAAUCAAUGGGAUGAGAUUUUACUCACAUACUUAUGAAAACAAAAUCUCAGUUCUUUAUACACUGCUUUCACUUAGUUUUAAUACCAAAAACAGAGUGUGAAGUUGAGCCCACAUGACAAUUGCAAGUCUGUAAGUCUCUGUAAAUGAUCUGUAGCUCCGUGGUUUGCAUGGAUGCACCGGCCACCUUUAGAACGAUGUAUUCUGAUGUUCAUCUUGUAAAUGUUGCUCUUUAGAGAAUGUUGACUCAGUUAAACAUGUAGUGAAGAGCGACGGUUUUUGUGUUUUUUUUUUUUUUUUGUUUGUUUUUUUUUUAACCCUAAGAAAGAUGUAGGGACAGGAGCUUCAGCUAAACAUAGGCCAAAGUACAGGCUGCUUGAAGAAGUUAGUGUAGGCUGCUAACUUUGUUUCAGGUCAGGCUUAUGUCUUUCAUAGGGUGACCAUGGCUGAAGUUCCUGAUCUAAGUCACUUGACAAACUUUGCUGUGUCUUAGAUAUUAGCAUGUUUUUUUAAAAAUAUUUUUUAAAGGUGUUUAGAAAUAAGGUCAUUGUUGUCUUUCUCUAUUAAAAAGAGGUUUACUGUUGUAUUGUCUCCCUGAGGCCAACAUUGUUGGGUUCCUAGCAAGGGCAGUAGCUUAGAAUUGUUGUCUGCUCUGAAAGCUUAUAAAAUAAGAGCCCUUUUAUUUCCAAGCAGAAUUUACUUAGAAAAUUUUGCUUCUAGGAUAUAGUAUGUAGUGCUGUAGUAUAUAGUAUAUAUGAUGUUUGAGUUUCCUAGGAAUUCCUGAUUUGACAUGGAACUCUGAUGGUGUGGAAGGGGUUCUCAAAAUACAGACAUGCCAAACGGCAGUGCAGGGCUUGCUCAGGAUGGAGAUAUUACAGUUUUCAUUUCUAUUUCAACUGCCUUUUGUUGGGGGAAGGUGAAUCGGGGCCAGAAGGAAAGAGUUGUAAAAUAAAAACCACUGAUUCAUAAAAUGUUAUAUUAAUUGUAAACUUAUUGAGAAGUUUGAUGCUAUUGAAAAAGACCUUUAAAAGUCUAAACUUGUGUUGAAGGUUGACAACAGUUUCCUUCUCAAAAAAAUGCCUUUCCCUGUCUUUGGUUAACUAGCAUGUAACAUUGUGAAGAGGAAAUUGGGCUCCAUUGUAAGAUAGUUCUCCAUUAUCAUCUAGGUAAUCAGAUGGCUCUCCAGUUGGUUUUGUUAUUGUGCAAUCUUUGAAAAAGCUGGAGAUUGCGGGCGUCUAAGCAUGGAGUACAGCAGGCUUUUUAUCUAAGGUGUGGGCCUUUCCUUAAGAGGUCCAUUUUCUGUCUUAGUUGGCUGGGGAUAAUAUGUACUUCUGUGGGUGAUGAGGAUCUUGUCGGAAGGCUUUGUGUACUUGUAGUUGCUAUGCUACUUACCGAGCAGGUGAUUUGUUGGGCGAAUGCUCUAGUUAGUUAUGCCCUUGAAUCCCCGUUUAAAUUAUUCCAAUAGACUGGAGGUUCAGCGGGCAGGGAAACAGCCACCUCCUGGUGCCUGAUGGUCUACUCUCUACAUCUGUUUCUCCAAAGCAUCAGGAAAGAUGAGAUGACUUGGGAGGAACUUGCCACCAAGUCGACAAGCAAGGUUAUUUUUCAUCAUUUAUAUUUGGCAUUGCUGAUGUUUCUAGCACUGGAUGGAUGGCAGGGGGUUCACAAAAUCAUCUCCAGCUGCACUGAGGGCAGGUGAUAGUAUAAACUUAUGAAGACUGCUCAGUUUGCCAAGACUGAUGGUGUUGGGUUACUGUGCAUGGUAUCCAUGGUCACUAUAAAGCUUGUAAAAGGUAGAAACAAGACAGAAUAACUCAGUCACUCUCAUGAGUUGUUUUCUAAACAAGCACUUGUUAAACACCAAAAGAGAGAUUACCCUAGUGGUUACUCUUUGCAGAUGUGAAAGCUAGAAACGUGACUUCACAUUUUGGUAAUGACUUGCAUUUAUUUGGUGCCUUUCAUUGGGGGGAAAUCCCAAAGUGCUUUAGAGACUGUCUUUUUAACAUCUCUUGUAUAUAGAAGUACUUGUAUAAAAUAUUACUUUGCCCAUCAAGGAACUUCAGUCACUUCAGAACAUGAGAAUCUCCUACUAGCAUUGAGUUCUCCACGUGUUGGUUUAGAUGAGGUUAAGAGAGGACAACCCAGCUGGCUUGAACACUGUAUUUAAUUCCCACCAAGGAUGAAGACUGAAUUGUGACCCGAGGAGGAGUAAACUUUCUCUGUCGCAAAGUACCAUCAGAGCAUGACGUUCACAAGUGCUCUCAAUUGGGCUUUGACUGACACAUGUAGGACAUUAUGUGGCAGUUUCUUCUAGUCCCUGAAGCCAGUCAAGGAGGGCCUGAUUGAUUUUCUGCUGUUUCUGGAGUUAAGAAUAUAAAUAUAAGCUGACAUCCUUGGCCAGCAGGCUGUCAGAAUGACCCAUUAACCUCUUUUAAGGGGACACAGCAGAAGCUUCAAAUCACUUAUUUCCAACUGUUGGCUUGAAAGCAGCUUCAUUCCCAACAUUGUUUCAGUGUCCUUGGGACAAAUAUUUAGGUCUGGUUUUUCUCAUAAUAUAUGUGAUGAGCAUUUGAAAGUGCCAGUUGGAAAGUGACACCAUGUCUUUAAUGCACAGAUGUGUACUGUUUACAGGUCUGUGUUUUCUGCCAAACCCCCACACUCCCUGGGUUUGCUAUUGAGGGGCAUGUUGUAAUGCCGAGCUUUGUAGCUCAUAAGGUAGUAAUUGGUAUUUAAUACUUGGAUUUGUUAUUCCUACUUAUCAUAGUGUUCAAAUAAUUGAACUACCUGCUAAUUCUUGACUCAUUUCAAAGAAAAUGAUUUGUUAUGCACUUUGGGAUAACAGUGAUCUGUACAGGCUGUGUUAUCUGCUUGAAGGCUUAACUGGUAUUUCUUGUAUGUUUUAACAGCAUGACUUGUUACAGAGUUGUAAUUUAAAAAAUUGAGAACGCUGUUAUUUGUGAUGUCAGUUUAA